Molecule: messenger RNA, 2897 nt
Organism: Nicotiana tabacum (common tobacco)
Lineage: Eukaryota; Viridiplantae; Streptophyta; Magnoliopsida; Solanales; Solanaceae
Product: nuclear poly(A) polymerase 4-like
Biological process (GO): RNA 3'-end processing
Cellular component (GO): nucleus
Molecular function (GO): RNA binding; poly(A) RNA polymerase activity
Source: RefSeq, a predicted model, not a curated record
AACAAUUUACCUCUUUUUGGCUUGGGCUCAACCACCCCGGAAAACCCCAAUACCGCUUUCAUUGACCCCUUUUCCCAUCUUCUCCACUUCCACCCUUUUCUUUCUCCCCAGAUCUCUCUAUCUCUCUCUCUCACACACAGACGCUUUUUCUUUCAUAUUUAGGGUUUUGAUUUGUUCUUUUUCCAGUCGAAACAGAUAUGAAAUUCCGCACCUUUUUCACUCAAUUUCUCGUUUGGCCAUUCUGUAGGCCUGAUCUGUGAAGUUUUGAUUUUUCGUCUUUUAUUGAUUUCGUAAUUCGUUGAUUCCUGAGGGUUAUUUUUGGAAAUUGAUGGUGGGUUCCGAGAGCUUAACGCCGUCGCGACCAGAGGCGGCGCCAUCGCCGCUGAAGAAGUAUGGUGUCACGAAGCCUUUGUCUAGUGCGGGGCCCACCGAUGCAGAUCUUCAAAGAAAUGCAUCAUUAGAAAAGUUUUUGAAGGACUCAGGGUUGUAUGAGAGCGAGGAAGAAACAGAAAGGAGAGAAGAGGUGCUGCGUCAGCUUGAUCAGAUUGUAAAAUCAUGGGUGAAACAAUUGACUCACCAGAGAGGCUACACUGAUCAAAUGGUGGAGGAUGCGAAUGCUAUCAUAUUCACUUUUGGUUCUUAUCGGCUAGGAGUUCAUGGGCCUGGAGCUGACAUAGACACAUUGUGUGUUGGUCCCUCUUAUGUCAACCGUGAUGAAGAUUUCUUUAUCAUUCUGCAUGAUAUUUUGGCUGAAAAGGAAGAAGUUAGUGAACUUCAACCAGUUCCUGAUGCUCAUGUCCCAGUUAUGAAAUUCAAAUUUCAAGGAAUAUCUAUUGAUCUCCUUUAUGCAAGUAUAUCUCUCUUAGUUGUCCCUGAAGAUUUAGAUAUCUCAGAUCAAUCUGUACUCUACAGUGUGGAUGAGCCAACUGUUCGAAGUCUCAAUGGAUGCCGGGUUGCUGAUCAAAUAUUGAAACUAGUACCUAAUGCUGAGCACUUCCGCACGACUCUCAGAUGUCUCAAGUUUUGGGCAAAAAGGCGUGGUGUUUAUUCCAAUGUUACCGGAUUUCUCGGUGGUGUCAAUUGGGCUCUUUUGGUUGCUCGCAUUUGCCAGUUUUAUCCUAAUGCCAUCCCCAGUAUGCUUGUUUCUAGGUUCUUCAGAGUUUAUACACAAUGGCGUUGGCCAAAUCCAGUGAUGCUAUGCCCAAUUGAAGAGGAUGAACUUGGUUUUCUUGUUUGGGAUCCUCGCAAGAAUCCAAAAGACCGAACUCAUCAUAUGCCAAUUAUAACUCCUGCUUACCCUUGCAUGAACUCCAGCUAUAAUGUCUCGCCAAGUACUCUUCGAGUAAUGAUGGACCAAUUUCAGUUUGGUAACAAGAUUUGUGAGGAGAUAGAGUUGAAUAAAGCACAGUGGGCGGCGCUUUUUAAGCAUUAUCUUUUCUUUGAGGUGUACAAAAACUAUCUGCAGGUUGACAUUGUAGCGGCAGAUAAUGAUGAUUUGCUAGCUUGGAGAGGCUGGGUGGAAUCCCGGCUUAGACAACUAACACUAAAGAUCGAGCGUGACACAAAUGGGAUGUUGCAGUGCCAUCCGUAUCCAAAUGAAUUUGUAGACUUGUCUAAGCCAUGUCCACAUUGUGCUUUUUUUAUGGGCUUGCAGAGGAAACAGGGUGUAAAAGUGCAAGAAGGACAGCAGUUUGAUAUUCGUGGCACAGUUGAUGAGUUUAAGCAAGAUGUAAGCAUGUACACUUAUUGGAGACCAGGCAUGGAUAUCUAUGUAUCUCAUGUUCGGAGGAAGCAAAUUCCUCCAUUUGUCUUUCCAGAUGGGUAUAAGAGGCCACGUCAAUCUAGGAAUGCAAGUCAUAGUACUCCUGAGAAAGUUGCUAGAGGCUGCAUGUCUCCUGAAGAAAGGCAUCCGAAGAGGAAGCAGGAAGCUGAAACAGUUGGUGUAAAUUGGGGGAAACUAGGGAAACGUGCUUCUAUCAGUCCGCAAAGGAUAGGGUCGGUUUCUCCUCUAGGUGGUUCUAGUAGGUCUGAUGGAUCAUCACAGAUAAUCAUUUCUGACGAGUCACAGAAGGAGCUCGAGAGUUCUUGCCUACUGGACACUUCUGAUGAUAAUUCAUUACAUAGGUGCAGCAGAAACGAUGCCUCUCUGAGCGACAGUUCUGUUUGUGCACCUGUUAGUUUAAAUUAUACUAUCUCAAGGAAAUCCAUUUUAUCCGGACUUCCCAGAGAAGUUGAUUUAGAUAGUUCUAACACAAAAUCCUUCCCAAGCCAGGAGAUGCUUCGUCCGUUCCAAGACAUUUGCACUAGAAAUGUCCAAACUUUUCAGGUGUUGCAGAAUGAUGAGAAGGGGGAGACUUUGGGAUCAUUUCAUCAAGAUAAUACUGGGCAGCUCAAUGAACUGACUGGUUGCGCAGAAAGAGGUGAAAGAGUGGCUGUAUCAAAUUCCAACAUUCAGAACCUCACUUGCGAGGGUGAUACAAGCUUGGCUGAUCGGAUUUCACAACUAGGGGAUGGAUGUUUAAGUGGGAAUGGAGUCUUGGGUAAUGGCUUGGCCGAGAAGUCACAGCCAAAUCAUUCUCUCGCAAGGGCAAUGGAAUCGCAGGAUGGGGCAAGCUCAGAAGCUGUGCAGGAGCCUGCAAUAAGGCAUGUGUUUCUGUGGCCCUAUGUUUUAUGAUUUGAUAGGCUAUGUUAUCUUUAUGCUUUCUUGCUUUGUUCCUGUCGUGGUUUCUUUCUAGUAGGUUGAGUCUGGAAUCAACAGCUUGAAUUUGGGUAGGCGUUCCAAAGAUUGGCAUGUUUCAGAGCUAAUGCCUUUUUGAAAAUGCUUGCUCGGAAGAUGGUUGGUGAGGUGUUUGGAUUUGUUCAAGCUCACGUUUUAAUGUGAGAAGAGGUUGCUGAUU